UUCUUUUCUUUUUUUCUUUUUCUCAUUUCUAAAGAGAGAAAAAAAACAAUGGCAUUGCCAAUAUUUUUUCUACUUGUUGCUUUUCUUGCUCCUAUAUCAACUCUCUCUUCACAAACACAAGAUCCCAAUCUUGUUGUAGAACAUGUCCACAGGAAAUUAAAUGAAUCUAGGAGGAACAUGGGAUUUUUGUCAUGCGGGACCGGAAAUCCGAUCGAUGAUUGUUGGAGAUGUGACAAAAGUUGGGAAAAGAAUCGUCAGCGAUUAGCAGAUUGCGCAAUCGGGUUUGGCAAACACGCAAUUGGUGGACGCGAUGGUAAAAUAUACGUCGUGACAGAUUCCAAAAAUGAUGACCCCGUUAAUCCUAAGCCAGGAACUUUACGAUAUGGUGUGAUACAAAAUGAACCACUAUGGAUCAUUUUCGCACAUGACAUGACCAUUAAACUAAAAGAAGAACUAAUGAUGAACUCAUUCAAGACUAUUGAUGGCCGCGGUGCCGAUGUUCAUAUCGCGGGUGGGCCAUGUAUAACAAUCCAAUAUGUCACAAAUAUUAUAAUUCAUGGUAUAAAUAUACAUGAUUGUAAACAAGGAGGAAAUACUGAUGUUCGCGACUCGCCUGACCAUUACGGGUAUAGGACGAUAUCGGAUGGCGAUGGGAUCUCGAUUUUUGGGGGAAGUCAUGUAUGGGUUGACCAUUGUUCGUUGGCUAAUUGUCAUGAUGGGCUAAUUGAUGCAAUACAUGGUUCCACAGCCAUUACUAUAUCUAACAAUUAUAUGACACACCAUGAUAAGGUUAUGUUGUUGGGACAUAGUGAUACCUUGACUCAAGACAAGAAUAUGCAAGUCACAAUUGCAUUUAAUCAUUUUGGUGAAGGCCUUGUACAAAGGAUGCCAAGAUGUAGGCAUGGGUAUUUCCAUGUGGUGAACAAUGACUAUACUCAUUGGGAAAUGUAUGCAAUUGGAGGAAGUGCAUCUCCAACCAUCAAUAGCCAAGGAAAUAGAUUUCUUGCUCCAAAUGAUCAUGAAAACAAAGAAGUGACAAAACGUGAGGAGGCAGGGGAGGACGAGUGGAGGAGUUGGAAUUGGCGUUCGGAAGGAGACCUAAUGUUAAACGGUGCAUAUUUUACACCAUCGGGUCAAGGGGCAUCCAAGAGCUAUGCAAGAGCAUCGAGCCUGAGUGCAAGACCAUCUUCGAUUGUGGGCUCAAUCACGGCUAAUGCAGGUGUGCUCGGAUGCAGGAGAGGUUCACGGUGCUAGUCAUGAACCCCCACAAAGUCAUUUUGUUCUUUUUAAGUUAACAAAAAAGCGAUAUCGUGUUUAUAAUUAUAUAAUUAAGUUACUUUUAUAAGCAAAGAAUUUUGCAGCUUAUAGUUAGCCUGUUUCUCUGUAUCUAUGUAACAAAUUGCCACUUUAGGGAGUUCAAUUUAUGAACCCUUACUGAAGCAGAUGAAUCAAGAGCUAAAUUUGCUAUGUCUUGGUAGCUUUAAUUGGUAAA
Erigeron canadensis is the source of this 1492-nucleotide messenger RNA. Its product is annotated as probable pectate lyase 5. The coding region runs from base 49 to 1254 and encodes 401 amino acids. The transcript is spliced from 4 exons. Gene Ontology annotation, molecular function: pectate lyase activity. The record is from RefSeq and is a predicted model, not a curated record. Lineage: Eukaryota; Viridiplantae; Streptophyta; Magnoliopsida; Asterales; Asteraceae.